AAAGAAAUAACGGAUAGGAAGAUUUAUCCAUAACCAUAACUAACUAACUAAGCUUGACUUGAAUGAAAAAUCUGGGUUUAGUGUUCUCUCUCUCUCUCUCUCCAAAACCAUAAACCAUGUUUGCUCUGAACAUCAAAACAUGGAAAUUAUUACCACCAACAGCACCAUGCUUCAGUAACCGUAGCCACCGUGCAUCAACACUUAGCACGGUGAGAAUGCAAAAACCGCAAAAACCUCCGUCUACCUCCAAACCCCGCAGAAAAUCCUACGGAACUUCUAGAAAAUCAAUUCUCAAAAAAACCUUCCAACAAGAACAAGUCACUUUCACCGCCCCUUUCUCCGACGAAUCAGUCGUUGCCAUAAUCGGCGGUGGCAUCGCCGGUCUCAUUUGCGCCAUUUUCUUAGACAAACGCGGAAUUCGCUCCACCGUUUUCGACACCGGUAUUCAUGGUUUAGGAGGAAGAUUAGGAACAAGGGUUAUUGAUGCUAAUAAUAAUCCUUUGAUUUUUGACCAUGCUGCUCAAUUUUUUACUGUCAAUGAUUCUCGUUUCGCUGAACUUGUUAAUGCUUGGUUGGAUAAAGGUUUGGUUCGAGAAUGGAAGGGUACUGUAGGGGAACUUCACAAUGGUGGUGAAUUUCUUCCAUUUUUACCCUCUCCUCCGAGAUAUAUAGCUACUAAUGGAAUGCGCUUCCUUGCUGAUUCGUUACUAUCCGAGACUCGCUUGGUGAAUGUUGAGAGACCGCGCUGGAUCAGUAAAUUGGAGCCAUUUAAUGGAAUGUGGCACUUGAGUGAAAAUGGGAAACCUUGUGGGAAGUUUGAUGCAAUUGUUGUUGCACACAAUGGAAAAUGUGCAAACCGCUUGCUUAUGACAUCGGGUUUGCCAUUAAUUGCAAAACAAAUGAAGAGGUUGGAGUUGAGUUCAAUAUGGGCCCUUCUAGCAGCAUUUGAGGACCCUCUUCCUUUUCCAGGGACGACAGAAGUUCCUUUUGAAGGAGCUUUUGUGAGAGGAAUUGAUUCAGUGUCAUGGAUGGCCAAUAAUACUAAGAAACUAUUAGCUUCCCCAAGUGAUGGUCCUAACUGUUGGACCUUUCUAAGCACUGCUGCUUACGGAAAACAGAACAAGGUUCCACAGGAAAAUAUCCCUACGGCUACAGCAACAAGGGUAAAGGAAGGCAUGCUAGAGGGUGUUGAGGCUGCCCUCGGAUUAUCUAAAGGGUCACUUCCUAAACCUUUUUAUACGAAGCUCCAACUAUGGGGUGCAGCUCUUCCAACUAACACACCUGGAGUUCCUUGCAUAUUUGAUCCCCUUGGAAGGGCUGGGAUAUGUGGUGAUUGGCUGCUAGGUUCUAAUAUAGAGGCAGCAGUAUUAAGUGGAAUUGCUCUAGCUAACCAUAUUGCAGACUAUAUCCAAAGUCCCGGAGCUGACCCUGGACAGUUUGCUGUUGGUUUGAAUCAUGACUUUCAACCACUGGAAGGCCAUGAUAUUGGACAAUUCCCAGGUCUGGGGUCAGAAGGAAAGAUGAAUGAAGCCCAAGUAUAUGAACUUGCCAAGUAGGCUAUGGUGCUCAUAAAGUAGGUCUCCCCUUUGGUAACAGAAGAUUCACUGUCAUACCCAUGCAAAGGGAAUUCCCCUGAAAGUAACAUCAGUGGUCUCAAGGGAAUAUUUAACUUGAAACUCAAACUCUCCGUUGGAGGGAAAGGGGCCUUAUACCCCUCAACAGCUACACUUAUUGACAGAAGUUGUAACUUACUUGCCUCUUCGAAAGAAAGAGACAGUGACAUUAUUUUAUUAUUGGGAAUUUGGGAAUGAAAUUUUAAGAAAUUAGUAGUUCUCUUUUUCAUCCA
Messenger RNA from Trifolium pratense (red clover), 1846 nucleotides. RefSeq names its product renalase. The transcript is spliced from 8 exons. The record is from RefSeq and is a predicted model, not a curated record. The coding region runs from base 117 to 1556 and encodes 479 amino acids. NCBI's taxonomy places the organism in Eukaryota, Viridiplantae, Streptophyta, Magnoliopsida, Fabales, Fabaceae.